AUGGUUGGUCCAAGGAUUAGGAAGAUAUUAGAGAAGGUGGCAGAAAGGAGCAGCUGUUAUAGAGUUUAUCACUCUGGUGAAUUUGAGUUCCAAAUAACUGGAGGGGGAGAAAAGAGCAGCAAGCAUGCAGUGGACCUAAGGCUUCACAUUUGCACAUGUAGGAGGUGGCAGAUAAGUGGAAUACCUUGUGUCCAUGCCAUUUGUGCCAUCAGAAGCAAAAAGGCAGACCUUGCUCUUUUUUGUGAUGAUUACUUGAUGCCAAGUACUUAUAUGGAAUCCUAUAAUCCCAUUAUUCAUCCUAUUGCUAGUGAGGAUGAUUGGGACCAAGUGGACUACCCUAUAGCACCUCCCCCAUAUAAGAAGCAAGCCGGCAGACCAAAAAUGAAGAGAACCAAGCAGUCUGAUGAGAAGAAGCAGCCUCCACCAGCCCCAAUUGAUAAAUCAAAGAUGCCAAGAACCUACACAACGACAUGCCAAGUCUGCUUCAAACAAGGCCAUAACAGGUUGGGUUGCCCAAUCACAAAGGCCAAAAAAGUAACUGCUGCACAACAAGGAGUAAGUCACUACAGUACUUGGUUUGUUUUUGGUCUUAAGUGUGCAAAGAGAGUUUCAAAAAGUUAA
Messenger RNA from Rosa chinensis, 621 nucleotides. RefSeq lists its product as uncharacterized. Lineage: Eukaryota; Viridiplantae; Streptophyta; Magnoliopsida; Rosales; Rosaceae. Gene Ontology annotation, molecular function: zinc ion binding. The record is from RefSeq and is a predicted model, not a curated record. The coding region runs from base 1 to 621 and encodes 206 amino acids. The transcript has a single exon.